AUGUGGUAUGUGAAUCCUGGUGCCAAAAAGCAGGAGGUAGGAGAUGGGAAGGUGGAAGUGACAAAAGAAGGCGUGAAGCUGUGCACCAUGGGUCCAGGAAAGGUGUUCGGGGAGUUGGCUAUUCUUUACAAUUGCACCCGGACAGCGACCGUCAAGACUCUUGUAAAUGUGAAGCUCUGGGCUAUUGAUCGACAAUGUUUUCAAACAAUAAUGAUGAGGACAGGACUCAUCAAGCAUACCGAGUAUAUGGAAUUUCUGAAAAGUGUUCCCACAUUCCAGAGCCUUCCUGAAGAGAUCCUCAGUAAACUUGCUGACGUCCUUGAAGAGACCCACUAUGAAAAUGGGGAAUACAUCAUCAGGCAAGGUGCAAGAGGGGACACCUUCUUUAUCAUCAGCAAAGGAAAGGUAAAUGUCACUCGCGAAGACUCACCAAGUGAAGACCCAGUCUUUCUUAGGACUUUAGGCAAAGGAGACUGGUUUGGAGAGAAAGCCUUGCAGGGGUAAGUAGAUCACAUGUCACACAGUUUUUGCUUGAGUACUACAUAAAUUCCUGUCUUAAAGAUCACGCUCCUAACAAAACAGGAUUUUUAUUUCUGAUUCUGAUAUCAGACAUGGGCCCUUGCUCAUUUUUAUUUUAUUUCCAGCUGGAAUUGUAAUAUGUGUAGAUAGGCUGUACGAUUGAUUGGUGGUUAACUUCUAUAAUAAAUAAUUUUUAUA
Molecule: messenger RNA, 717 nt
Organism: Myotis davidii
Lineage: Eukaryota; Metazoa; Chordata; Mammalia; Chiroptera; Vespertilionidae
Product: cGMP-dependent protein kinase 1-like
Exons: 6
Coding region: 1-504 (167 amino acids)
Molecular function (GO): cGMP-dependent protein kinase activity; ATP binding
Source: RefSeq, a predicted model, not a curated record